AUGUAUAUGUUUCACCUUGCAGCUGAAGGCCCACGAGUCCGUCUAUUCUCUGCUACAGACUUCAUGCUUUUCGAUAGCAAUGACCUUCUUUAUUUUGAAAUCUUACAACCAAAGAACAUAAGUUAUAUCUACAAGGUUAAACCAGCGAAAAACUUCGGAACCAAAUUUGUAAGUAAUUCAAUAAUUGAUGUCAACGAACUAUUUCUUAAUUAUAAAAUCUUAAUUACUAGCUGAGUCAGCCCAAAUGCGGACGCAGUCAUUUUAUUUAUCACGUUCCCAAGAGAGUCUGAGCUUGUUUUCACCUGUGCCACCGGUUUAAUCAGAAAUGUAACGUCCUAAACCUCCUUCACUUUCUACGUUUUCCCUUUCAACUUCCUUGCAUACGGUUCGAGCCCUACUUUAAUUUGCCUUGUAAUAAAGUUGUCUUGGGUUAGUUUUUGUAAAGGUCCAUGUAGUGGUUUAAAGGCAUUCUCUGUACAGGUAUGAAUCACUGUAGAGAGCUGAUCGUCAAUCAAUAUCUUUUCAAAAAACGCCUUUAGCCCCUUAACUCCCAGAAGUGACAAACGUUUACCUUCUCCCUUUGAUAUCCACUUGUUUUCUAGCAAACGGUUGAUGAGAAUACUCAAACUUAUCAGGAAUUUUAUCGUGAUCUUGGACCAAAUUCUCGUAACUAAUUUACAAGGAAUUGUGUAGCAGCAAGAGGAGAGAAUUAAUAAUCAGAUCUUGGGAAUUAGAGGUUUAAAGAACGUUCUUGUGCUUCAUAGUAACUGCUGGUUGAUGGGCACUUUGAUGAUGUACAAAUUGACCCUGAUAUCAAUAAUUCCUAAUGUUCACUGGUUUUCAUCUUUUUCUGUUUCUUUUCAGGAAUUAGAGUUAGGCACUGUAAACCUUGUUGCUGCUGAUCCUAUUGAUGCUUGUCAUUCAGUUGACAAUGGUAAGGCUCUGUGGGGGUCAAUAGCCUUAGUUGAAAGAGGGUGAGUGAGUGCAGACUUAACAAAUUUAUUGGACAGGGUUGACUCUUUACAUCUAACAUCAGUAUACAUGUUCUCCACAUUGUUCUCUAUCAAUUUCCUGAGACGCUGACAAUGAGAAUGUGUUUGAUAAUCAAAGGGUUAAACAUGAUGGUGAGAUAAUCAGGUUUACUAAUGUGCUAUUUCCUGCAACAUCUGACAACACUUCUACAUGUUUGGGACUAUCAUUUAUAGGUAUAGUGUUACCAAAGGAGUGCCAGACUUAUUUCUAUCUUUGUAGCCAAUCAGAGUUGAUAUUGAGAAACCAAUGCUUAGUAAAUGGAGAAUACAUAGCCUGCAUUUAGCACUUAAUGAGUUGUAUAUUUGUCUACAUGUGAGUAGCAUUUACUGCAAGUUCUCCAAACUCCCCUCCAACUAAUCCUUUGAGGCCACCAAGUCUGGAGUAAAGUGAUGUGCCUGCCCCCCUGCUUAUUACAAUAUCUCUUUGCAUGGAGACUAAUGCAUAUCUGACGCCUGUAAAAACAUGAGUAACCUUAUACUCUAGGGGUUGUUCCUUUGUCUCCAAAACCAAGACAGUGGAACAUCAUGGAGCUAUUGCUGUAUUUAUAUCAGACAAUUUACAGUUUGACAAUGCAGAAUCUUUAGUGGACAUGAUCCAUGAUGGAACAACAAGAGAAGUCAGUAUUCCUGCUGGAUUCAUCUUGGGAUCUGAUGGGUACUGCAUUUUAUUGAUGUCAUUACUGUCAUUCACAAGUGAAAUAUUUAGCUUACCACAAUGUUAUUUUUUUUAAUUUUAGAUUAUUUGUUUGAAAGAGGAUUUAAAUGAUUUAACUAUUUUCCAGUAAUUCCAAGAGCUUAGUGACAUUUUCAUUUGUCAUUAUAACCAUAUAUUUAAGAGUCCUCUUUUUUCAGAGUUUCAAUAAAUCUGUUUUGAUAAGUUAGAGCCAGUUUAAAUUUGAAAUAAGAAAGAAGGACUGCAAUGAGGAGAGAUUUUGAACUAACAGUGAGUAUUUGGUGCAAAGCAAAGCUAUCACUAUGUGGUUGUUGCAGCCUGGCUCUCCUGUGACCCAGUAGUUUCUUUCCGUACCCAUUCCGUCAGCUGACCUUCUCAAGAAUUUAACCAGUUAUCCUACCUUUCAUGUGUACUAGCAUUUUUAGUUUGAAGAGCUCCUUAUUUUAGCAGCACAGUUGUAGUUGUGUAAGACAUCAUUUGCGAAAACUCAGCUUUCAUUUUUAAGGCACUGUUAACACUUACUUAUAAUUUUUCUCCAUAUAACCAAGGUGUAAUUUACAAGACUUACACUCACCUUUAAAAGGAUGCUAAUGCUGACUUUCAUUUUUAUUUGGUGGUCUUUUACAUCUGAAUAUUAAUUAGCUCAGUUUUUCAUUAAGACUACAUGCAGUGGUGGGCUCACACAGUGUUUGUUAAAUUGCCAGGUAUCACAUCAAGCGUGGAAUUGAAGAAGCAGGAAUGGAAGCAGCAGUUAUAUCAAUUCCACUCAACAUCACUACAAGUCCACAUCUUUAUACCAGGCAACCACCUUGGUCGUAUUGGUGAUGCAGAUUUUUUUAUUUGGAAAUUUUGACAGAUAGUCCACUAAAUUUAUAUUUAGAAGUACGGCUGUCAGUAUUUUGUGGUGCAGCUUAGAUUGACAUUGUAUAUAAUAUAAAGGCAAGUUUCUAAAGAAACUGUGGUGAUGCACUAGUGAGGGUAUUAUAAGAUAGCACUAGAUUCUGAAAAAAACAAUGCUUUACUAUGCUAUUUUAUCUUUCUAGUGUUAAAAUGUUUUCUAUAGUAUGGUUUAAUUGUUGGAUACACAAACUUCUGUAGUUUAAGGAAGUUCAGCAUAGCAUAAUUCCUUUUAUUAGGCCAUCAAAGUGUUACUUAGAGGUCUCUAUUUAGUCUCCUGUCUCCCCAGUAGUGUUGAUUUGUUGUCCAGAAACCUAUACACAUAGGAUUCUACAAAUGUACUAUGUAUGGAGUCUGCUUUUAUUUAUAAGACAUGGAAUACAAAUACAUCAGAGAUCCGUAUUGUAUUAUGAAAGGAGGAUAUUUUGGGAACUUGUUCUUGGUGAUAGUUUAAAAAUAGCUGCAGCUUUCUAAGAUGUCAAAUGUCAACUUUUGUGCUCUCAUGGAGUUGGUUGACCUGAAUUUUUGUUUUGAAAUAAUUGGACAUUUUAGUAAGCCGAAAGAGGAGUUUUUCAAUUCUGAUGAUAUGUACCCCCAAGAAGUAGUAGUAGAAAUGAUUAUUGUGGUAUGUUAAGCUGCUUUUUGCCAAAAUGUAGGCCUUGUCAGACAUUAUGGUCAAAGUAGAUAUCUUACAUAUGUAAGAAAUAAGAGAAACGUCAUGGAUACUAAUACGGAAGAUACAAAUCAGAUAAGCUCAUGAAAUCACAAUGAAGAUGCUGAGCUUGUACUUAACAAUUAGAUAAUGCAGUUAAUAUUUUGAACUCAGGAGCAUUGAUCAUGUUGUGUGGUCUUCUGAUUUAGGGUCCUUAGAAGAAUUGUAUUAGAAUCAGUAGUAGUGACUGACAUUUUGUCAACCUGAGCAGAGGUCAUAAUUAAAGAUGACAAACUAUUACUAAUACAGCUUUUUUAUUCUGUGCAAAUAUUUUAUUUAUCCA
Molecule: messenger RNA, 3596 nt
Organism: Pocillopora meandrina
Lineage: Eukaryota; Metazoa; Cnidaria; Anthozoa; Scleractinia; Pocilloporidae
Source: the annotation of a GenBank genome assembly